AUGUCUGACUCAACAGAAUCCAAAGAGGAAAGAUUCCACCAAUAUUUGUUAAACUUACCAAAGGAAAAGAAGGACGCAAUUAGAGGUAAGCCACACGAAGUCCUUAAAAUUAUCGAUGAGUACCCUGAGCAUUUCAUGAAUAUUGGCCAAGAGAAGGGUAAAAUCAUUUCAAAGCAUAUUAGAGAAAAAAGCCCCAAAAUCAUGAUUGAAUUGGGCGGGUAUUUGGGGUACUCUGCGGUUCUUUUUGCAAAUGAGUUGGUCGAGGACCCCGAAGCCAAGUAUUUCAGUUUUGAAGCAAAUGCAGAUUUUGCUAAAAUUGCCAAAGAUGUGAUUGAGUUGGCGGGGUUGUCCAAGAAAAUAGAAAUUAUCGUUGGUAAAGCAGCGUACACUUUAGUCGAAUUCAAGGAGAGAUUGAGUAGAAAUCAUGGACUGAAACCAAUUGAUUUCAUCUUUAUUGAUCAUUGGAAAGACUUGUACGUGCCUGAUCUUAGAGAGUUGGAAUCAUUGAACUUUGUUGCACCAGGAACAAUCAUAACUGCGGACAAUAUUCUUAGACCAGGAGUUCCUGAGUAUAUGAAGUAUGUCAGAUUGACUCCGGAAGAAAAGAAAAAGUACAAUGCUGACCAUCCAAAUCCUAAUGGUGACGAAUUUAUCGGUAGGUGGAAUAUCUUGUAUGAGACGGAGACAGUCAAGGUUAAAUUCCCUAAUGGUGAAGAUGCUGUUGAAAUUACCAAAUGUACCGAUUACUUAUCGGCAUAA
Messenger RNA from Lodderomyces elongisporus, 759 nucleotides. RefSeq lists its product as uncharacterized. Lineage: Eukaryota; Fungi; Ascomycota; Pichiomycetes; Serinales; Debaryomycetaceae. The transcript is spliced from 2 exons. Bases 1 to 759 code for a protein of 252 amino acids. The record is from RefSeq and is a predicted model, not a curated record. Gene Ontology annotation, molecular function: O-methyltransferase activity.